Messenger RNA from Cinara cedri, 2630 nucleotides. NCBI's taxonomy places the organism in Eukaryota, Metazoa, Arthropoda, Insecta, Hemiptera, Aphididae. The record is from the annotation of a GenBank genome assembly.
AAACGCUAUUAUAGUAUUGUAUUUGCCUGUAUAUUUAGCCAUGGUUAUACUUUUUUCAAAUAAGAACGCAUCAGGCGGGGGACUAAUAUAGGUCGAAACUCGCGCACGUCCUCUUAUAAUUACUAAUUUUGUGGUUGGAGUGGGUGGUUCCGCCUCUGAUAACGAUGCUUGAUCUUAUGCGUUCUCAUUUGCCAAAAAGGAUAGUACCUAGUUUAGUUCCAACCAGUUACGUUUAUUUGCAAUAAGUAGGUAUUUUUUUUUUAUUUAUUAUUACAAUUCAUUUAUGUUCAAAACAUUAUCAUUAUUACCAAGGGCAGUUUUUAAAAAUUUGAAUUCUGGUAAAUAAUUAUUUUGUAUAUUUGUAACUGAAGUGUGUUUUUUAAAUCACAUACACUGUAUAUAUUUUUUUCUAGUACACAGAUAUUCAACUACAAUGCAUAGUAUCAUCAUAACUAAAGAAUUUUAUUAUUUUAAAGUAAUUAUUCUACCAGCACUAACUGACAAUUAUAUGUACUUAAUAAUUGAUAAAAAGUCAAAAGAAGCAGCAAUUGUUGACCCUGUAGAGCCUAAUGUUGUAUGGGAUGCAGUUCGCAAAGAAAAUGUAAAAUUAACAACUGUUCUAACUACACACCAUCACUGGUAUUUAAUAAUAAUUUAUAGAUAAUUUAAUUGUCCAAUUAAAAAAACAUGUUCUAAUAUUUAUUACUCUUUUAUUUGCAUUAUUCUUUGCUCUCAAUAUUUAAACAUUAUUUAUGCAUUUAAUUAUUAUAAUAAUAUUUUUAAGGUAAUCCUCUGUAAAUUUAUUUAUAAAAUAAUGUAUAAAUCAAAAUUUGGCAUUUAUUAAACUACAUUUUUAUCAAUUUCUAGUUUUAAAAAAAAGUACAAUGAAUCUAAUUUACAUUUGAGACUACCUUUUAAAUAAAUAGUUACUACUUAUUAAUUUAUUAUACUAUUUAUUACUCAUAUUUUAUUUGAAAAUAUUAUUAGGGAUCAUGCAGGUGGUAACAAAGAACUACUUAAUAGCAAUACUGGUGGUGAAUUGACUGUUAUUGGAGGUGAUGAUCGUAUCGAUGGUUUAACUAAAAUGAUUACACCACAUGAAACCGAUUACAAAUUAGGGUCACUAUGUAUUAAAUGUAUUCGAACUCCGUGUCACACCACUGGCCACGUUUGUUAUUAUAUUAAAAAAGAUAAUGACAUGGCGUGUUUUACAGGUAACGAUUACAUAAAAUUAAUUUUUAUUUUACAAUCCAAAAUAAACUUAUAUUUUCCUUUAAUGUUACCAGUUAUAAGUCCUGUAUAUUUAUAUUUUGAUUCUGUACAUACUUUUAUAUUAUUUUAAGUGUUAACAAUAUACCUUAAUAAUAUAAUACUAAAAACAUAUUAUUUCAGAAUCAAAAUUUGUAUUUUAUUACAGGUGAUACAUUAUUCUUUGGAGGAUGUGGUCGAUUUUUUGAGGGUAAUGCUAAACAAAUGUAUGACGCAUUAAUCAACGUAAUAUCAGAAUUUCCCGAUGGCACAGUAAAGGAAUUAUUUAAUAUUAAUUUAAAAUGUGCCUAUACUAGUUCUAAAUUAUAUUUAUUUCAGUCAGUGUUUUGUGGACAUGAAUAUGCUGUUCAGAAUUUAAAAUUUGGUUUGUUUGUUGAACCUUCCAACCAAAAUAUAUUGUCUGCAUUGAACAACACUGAAUUCAAACGACAAAUAAAGAAACCAAGUGUUCCGUCAACUGUUGGUAAAACAUAGUAGUUCAUAGUGCCUAUUUAUGAUGUUACAUAACAAUUUGUUUUAACUAUAGGUUUGGAAAAACUCAUUAAUCCAUUCAUGAGAGUUAAAAAGAAGGAGGUACAAAUCUUUACACAGACCAUUGGUGAUCCAAUUGAAACAAUGCGAGUUUUAAGAGAAAUGAAAAACAAUUUUUAAAAAUAAUUCUCAUUUUAUUAUAAUACAUUUUUUACAUGUGUGCACACGUUUUUCAUUAGUAAUUAAUAUAUUAUAGAUAUUAUACACACAAUAUACAAUUGACAUGUAUUUCUUAUUGUGAAUUUGAUAAAUUAGAUGGCUGUACUGCAUUAAUAGAUUUAUUAAAUGAGUAUUCUUCCAUAUCCGCAGCAUAUUUUUCCUUAGAUUUUUCAUACAUAUCAUAAUAAAUCUAAAAACAAAUUGAUAAUUAUUUAAUUAUAUUACCAACAAAUAUAUUUUAAUGAUAAUUUUAUUUUAGGUUCAGAACUUAUAGCACUAAAACUAAAAGUUGGAUAAUAGAAUUGAAAAUGUAAGAUGAAACUAGUUAACAAUUAUAGUGGAGGGACCAGAAUAUUUUCAUUGACUUGCAUAAUCAAAAAGUAAGAAAUCCGCAAAAAGAAAGCAUUACAAAAUAAAAAAACUAACAAAUUAUAUAUUUGAAUUCUUUAUAACGUGGCAUAAAUAUUCACAGAACUCAGCUAGAUUUAAUGGCACAUUAAAAAAAAAUAAGCAAAUGCUAUAAGUCUAAAACCCUGUUUAUGAUAGCAAUCAAUUAAAUAACCAGGUCAUAAACAUGAUAUGGUACAAAAAAUAUUCUUAUGGUAACAUACGAAUGAAAGCGCAUUUUAAAAAUGUAUAUAAUUUUGUGCCAAAGUAUUUAUAAUGUGAAU